GUCAUACCAAUCACCUGACUCCGCCAUUCGGAUAUAUACUGCAGCUAGCGGGUGAUUAAUUGUGUUUUGCUAGUAGCGUAAUUGUUCGAAGUGCAGUAAAAAUGGGGAACUUAUUUCGUAGUGAAGAAAUGACAUUAUGUCAGCUGUUUUUACAAAGUGAAGCAGCAUACGCGUGUGUAUCAGAAUUAGGAGAACUUGGACUUGUACAGUUUCGAGAUCUGAAUCCAGAUGUGAAUGCUUUCCAACGGAAAUUUGUGAAUGAAGUUCGUCGAUGUGAUGAGAUGGAACGCAAGCUUCGUUACUUGGAGAAGGAAAUCAAGAAAGAUGGAAUUCCAAUGUUGGACACGGGUGAAAAUCCUGAAGCACCUCAGCCUCGCGAGAUGAUUGAUCUUGAGGCAACUUUCGAGAAACUGGAGAAUGAGUUGCGUGAAGUGAACCAGAAUGCUGAAGCUCUGAAACGAAACUUCCUUGAAUUGACAGAGCUGAAACAUAUUUUGAGGAAGACUCAAGUUUUUUUUGACGAGGCUGAAUACGGCUACUGCUACCCAACAUCCUCCUCCUCGCAGAUGGCGGAUCCCAGCCGGGAGGAAGAGCAGGUCACCCUUCUAGGCGAGGAGGGACUAAGGGCAGGUGGACAGGCCCUCAAACUGGGGUUUGUAGCAGGUGUGAUCUUGAGGGAACGAAUUCCUGCGUUCGAACGCAUGCUGUGGCGAGCGUGCCGUGGCAACGUGUUCCUGCGUCAGGCAGAGAUUGAAUCUCCUCUUGAAGAUCCUUCUAACGGGGAUAAUGUCUUCAAGUCUGUGUUCAUCAUCUUCUUCCAAGGUGAUCAACUGAAGACUCGCGUGAAGAAAAUCUGUGAAGGUUUCCGAGCAACGCUGUACCCAUGUCCUGAAGCGCCUGCUGACCGCAGGGAGAUGGCCAUGGGUGUAAUGACACGUCUAGAAGACUUGAACACUGUUUUGGGUCAAACUCAGGACCAUCGACAUCGAGUCCUGGUUGCUGCUGCAAAAAACAUCAAGAACUGGUUUGUUAAAGUGCGCAAGAUCAAAGCCAUUUAUCAUACGCUGAACCUGUUCAACCUGGAUGUGACCCAGAAGUGUCUGAUUGCAGAGUGCUGGGUGCCUGUUUUGGACCUGGAGACCAUUCAGCUGGCCCUCAGAAGGGGAACUGAACGGAGUGGCAGCUCCGUACCGCCGAUUCUGAACAGAAUGGAAUCAUUUGAGGAUCCUCCAACGUACAACCGGACCAAUAAGUUCACGCACGGUUUCCAGGUGCUGAUUGACUCUUAUGGUGUUGCCACUUACAGGGAGGUGAAUCCAGCCCCGUACACCAUUAUCACGUUCCCAUUUCUGUUUGCCGUAAUGUUUGGGGACCUGGGGCAUGGAAUGAUCAUGGCAAUGUUUGGAGCUUGGAUGGUUCUUCGUGAGAAGCCUCUGGCAGCCAAGAAGUCUGACAGUGAGAUCUGGAAUAUUUUCUUUGGAGGCCGCUACAUCAUCCUGCUUAUGGGCAUGUUCUCCAUGUACACAGGCUUCGUCUACAAUGAUACCUUUUCAAAGUCUUUGAAUGUAUUUGGAUCCUACUGGUCUGUCAAUUACAAUGCGUCGACGGUUAUGUCAAACAAGGAUCUGCAGUUAAAUCCUAGCACCACUGACUACCAACAGUACCCGUAUCCAAUUGGACUGGAUCCCGUGUGGCAGGUAGCAGAAAACAAAAUCAUUUUUAUGAAUGCUUACAAGAUGAAGAUAUCAAUCAUCAUUGGUGUUUUCCAAAUGCUGUUUGGCGUUUGUCUCAGUCUGUGGAACUUCAUAUACUUCCAGAGACGCAUCAGCAUUUACUGUGAGUUCAUCCCUCAAAUCAUAUUUCUGUGCUUCUUGUUCCUGUACAUGGUGAUCCUCAUGUUUGUCAAGUGGACCAAUUAUGGACCAAGCACUGGUGAUGUAAAGACAGGUCCGUACUGUGCUCCAUCAAUCCUCAUCACUUUUAUUAAUAUGGUGCUGUUCAAAACAAAUAGUGCCCCAGCUGUGUGUGAUGCAUACAUGUACAGUGGACAGCAAGCAUUCCAGAUGCUGCUUGUUGUGGUAGCUCUCAUCUGUAUCCCAUGGAUGCUGUUCGCUAAACCAGCGCUGAUCCUGAGAAAUAAACGCAAAAUGCACGUUCCAUUGAACAGUAACCAUCAUAACCAUGCAAUGGGCUCUGAGAACGGAGAUGCGGAGGCAGCCUUGAGCCAGGCUCAGGUUCCCCCUCCACUGCCACCACACAAAGAGGAGGAGGAGCAUGAUGUGGGAGAACUUUUCAUCCACCAGGGUAUCCACACCAUAGAGUAUGUGCUGGGCUCCGUGUCGCACACAGCCUCGUACUUGCGGCUCUGGGCCUUGUCACUCGCACAUGCCCAGCUGUCCGAGGUGCUGUGGAACAUGGUGUUACGUAAUGGGCUAAUGUUUGAAGGCUGGGUCGGAGGCAUUGCCCUCUAUAUCACGUUCGCCAUCUGGGCCACCCUUACAAUUGCCAUCUUGGUUCUUAUGGAAGGCCUGUCGGCUUUCCUCCAUUGCCUGCGACUGCACUGGGUGGAGUUUCAGAGUAAAUUCUACCAAGGAAUGGGCUAUCAUUUUCAGCCAUUCUCGUUUGAAGCAAUCUUGGAUUCUGCUGCCCAAGGCCCAGAAGAAUAGAUAACAAAUGUUCAGUGAAGGAACUGUCUGUAUAGUGGAGCAGCCAUGGGCUGCAUGAUAGUUGCACUGUUAUGGUCUCUGUUUAGUACACUGUAUUAUGAUCAUUAUUGUUUUAACGUGUCUCCUUGAGGUUUGGUGAGGAAAAAGAGAUUGAUCAGAAAGUUUGUACAGGAAAAUUCUGAUUUAAAGUUUCUGUGGACCACAGUGGAUUCAAGAAUUAAACUGAGUAGAACUGUAAGUGGAGUGAAUAUCUUUAUUUUGAAAAGCUAUAUAUAUAUAUAUAUAUAAUUGUAUAAUAUUUAUUUUGAAAAUUCUCGGUCAUAUUAACGGAGAUGAGGGACAGUGCCCAGUGCCCAAAGUAAUUUUCAUGUUUAUUUAACACGUCAUUUCCGGAAACAUUCAAACUUAGGUUUAUUCACUUUUAAAAAAUUCCUGCAAUAAGGACAAGUGGAAUUACCUUUGCCACUUGAUCUAGCUUGUUAGCCCUUUACUUCAAAACAUGAAGUUAUCUAACAUGUUCAUGUGGUCAUCCUUUUCCAUAUCAUAAUCCUUGUUGAAUUCUGGUGACUGGAUCUGUUACCUGUGUUCUGUGAUUGCAUUUAAAUUGUUUUAGUUUUUUUCUCACUAUAAAUCUGCACAUAUGGACAUUUGUAACAAAUAUAAUUUUAUUUGUACUCACAUGUGAACAGCAUAAAAUCACUAGGCUUGAUCCAGGAAACAGAAGUAACAGUGGUUGAAACAGCAAUCCAAAACAAACUUUCUCAUCAAACCUUAUAUGUGGUGCUGAUGAAGGCUGUUCAGUCAUGCAACUGCCAGACAGGAUGCAUGUGGUUUCUCUGCAGUUUCCCCAUUACCUUCUUUCAUGUAGUAAGAAAGUAUUUGAACUGAACUGUUCACAAGUACUUACUAUCACACUGUUAAUGGAUGUAUUGAGGAGAAGGAAGUGGGGUGACUGCUGGUGAAACUUGUGUGUUGAGCUGACUGAAAGAGGCAGGUAGAUUAAUAAACUUUCAUGACAUAGAAUUCCUAGAUCUGAUAAGGGUUAGAUGAUAAGGACAUUUAAUAUUAGUUCUAACUGUAGAAAUGUUGUUACCAUGUAUAUAUACAUAUAAAUCAAGUUGUCGUCAAUACUCGUGUAAAUACUGUCAUCUAUCAGAUUGUAUUUAUGUGUACAGAUGGGAUUACGUGUUUGCUAAAUACAGAAGAGACUGUGUUGUAUGUUGUCAGUUAAGGCAUUGAAGGAGCUUAAGUCAGUUUAAUUUAUAGUGCUGAUUGUAAUUGUCUGCAUUUCAAAAGAAAUAAUAAGAGCCUUCUCCUUAUCACAACUGAAAAAUUUUGAGUGUUAUUUACUUAUCCUGUUACCUGCAAAGUUCAGCCUCACUUUUCAAUGUGCUGUAUAUGCAUCUUCAUUUUUCACGUUUGACAUAAGAUACCUGGUGAACUGUGUGUGGAUAUACAUAGCUCUGGCAGUAAGGCAUUGGCUUAACACUGCAGAUCCUUCUGCUCAGUCCCACGUGAUGUCAUGGGAGGUUUAUGUUGGAAAAGAGUGGCACUGAAACAGGUUUCUGGCUGAGUUUCUUUGGGUUUCUGCUCCUAAUCAUCAGAAAUUGGAGAAAAGCCAGCUCUAAUGCCAUUUGUCUAUCACAUAUCUCACAUGUAGUUACCUGGGCCUCACUACAGGAAAAUAUUACAAAUGCAGGAACAGACAUCUGUAAAUACGGGUGGGUUUUCAUUAGUGUUGUCAGUGUAAGUUUCGAAUCAUGUGUUUAUGUUUUGGAGUCAAGUCAAAUUUAUUCUGUAGUCACUUUAAAUUUCAGAUUUGACAUAAUGUUUUUAAUCAGUUCUGAUUUAUUCACACAGCUUAGAUUUGUUGUUUGCAUUUAGCUUAGUUGUAAUCUUUGAUUAUAAUACAAUUUCUGAACGCACUGUUAGCUUUGUCCUACCCUGUGGCUCAUAUCUGCCAGAGAUCAUUAUGAAAUCUGUAAGUGUAAUAAAAGUAUUCAAAUAAAUGUACCCAAAACUUGAAGUGUGAAAGAAUCCAGUCUACAUAUUUGUAUUUCAAAUAAUUUAUGUCGAUUUUAACAUUUGAAUUUAAUCAAAACUUGGAAGUCUUCGAUAGGAGUUAUGUAAUUUGCAUUUGUGUACAUUCAUGUGUCUUGGACAAAUAAUGAACAUCUGUUAUUUUGUGUCCAAAAGGUGUUUAUAUGCCAGUAUGUGUCAGCAGAAGGUGUACCAAUGUACCAUGUUAUUGACAGUAUUAUUGAGGCUUCGAAUUUUUGCGUGCUGUUCACUGUUCUUGCAGUGAUCAUGUUAUAUGAUCAUGUGUCACAUUCCUUGUUCAUGUAAAGAAAUUGGUUUAAGAGUGAAGACCUUGUACAACAUUGAGUAAAUAAAUCUAAGCAGUUUGUCAACGUA
Cryptotermes secundus is the source of this 5081-nucleotide messenger RNA. It is a transcript of the gene Vha100-1, whose product is annotated as V-type proton ATPase 116 kDa subunit a. Bases 102 to 2666 code for a protein of 854 amino acids. Gene Ontology annotation, cellular component: plasma membrane; vacuolar proton-transporting V-type ATPase, V0 domain; vacuolar proton-transporting V-type ATPase complex. Lineage: Eukaryota; Metazoa; Arthropoda; Insecta; Blattodea; Kalotermitidae. Gene Ontology annotation, molecular function: ATPase binding; proton-transporting ATPase activity, rotational mechanism. Gene Ontology annotation, biological process: vacuolar acidification; proton transmembrane transport. The transcript is spliced from 17 exons. The record is from RefSeq and is a predicted model, not a curated record.